GUGGUGAUGCUUAAACUCAUGUUGUUCGUUCUUAACCUUCUCUUUUUGGUGUUUGGUAUUGAAAUUGUGUGGAUAGGUGCUGCAAUCCAUCUGAACCUAUAUCCACUCUCUUUACUGAUUGGUAAAUCAAUCUCAGAAGUCCCUGCCGUACUCGUUAUUGUUGGUAUUCUAAUAUUUUUCAUGGCACUCUUGGGGAUUGGUUCCAUUUGGAAGGAAAGCAUUACCGUGAUAAAAGUGUUUCUGAUUCUGAUGAUUCUGGUUUUUCUUGUGGAAGUAACUGUUGAAGUGUCUGCAUAUAUCUUCAGGAGCCAGAUGUACAGUAACCUCAGCAAUGAUAUUGAGAAAUCCUUUGAAGACUAUGAUGAGACGUCCACACCAGGAGUGUUAGAUCAGCUGCAGAUCAAGUUUCAUUGUUGUGGUUCUAACAAUUAUACGGACUGGUUUAAGACUGCAUUUGGCCAGGUGACCUGGUCUGUUCCAUCCAGCUGUUGUAUCAAUGUCACAGAGUCUUGUGGCAGAAGUGUUUCCAAUCAGACUUCAAAUAUCCAUUCUGUGGGCUGCACUGAAAUAAUAUCAACAUGGAUUGAACAAUACUUUUCAAUUAUUAGAGGAACCAGUGUCUGCUUUGCAUUUGGACAGGUUAUUGGGGUUUUCAUUUCAAGUUUGUAUAUAAAGAAGCUCCAGGAUAACUAUAUACCGGAUUACUGAAUCAAGAUCAUUGGUACUGAACUAUCUGGAUUUCUUUGUUCUUUUUCCAAGUCCAAACCCAUACAUCAGUAACGUUGUGGUGCUCCAGGGCUGAGUCUGAGCAUUUAGAAUUAUCUGCUUGUCAAAAUUUCAGAUAUUGCACUAAAUGUGAAGCAUAUAUGUUCUAAGAUUAUUUAAGUUGGUACUAAUAUUGUAAUGUAUAGUUUGUUUGCAACUUGUAUAAAUCAAUAAUGAC
This is a messenger RNA of Pristis pectinata (smalltooth sawfish), 943 nucleotides long. Its product is annotated as CD63 antigen-like. Lineage: Eukaryota; Metazoa; Chordata; Chondrichthyes; Rhinopristiformes; Pristidae. Gene Ontology annotation, cellular component: membrane. The record is from RefSeq and is a predicted model, not a curated record. The transcript is spliced from 7 exons. Bases 7 to 708 code for a protein of 233 amino acids.